This is a messenger RNA of Rhopalosiphum padi (bird cherry-oat aphid), 3546 nucleotides long. RefSeq lists its product as uncharacterized. The record is from RefSeq and is a predicted model, not a curated record. Lineage: Eukaryota; Metazoa; Arthropoda; Insecta; Hemiptera; Aphididae. The coding region runs from base 132 to 3296 and encodes 1054 amino acids. Gene Ontology annotation, molecular function: protein binding. The transcript is spliced from 13 exons.
CAUCCAAAACAAGAGUUAAUCCUAGAUGAUUACCGGCACCCCAAGGCCUCCAGGGAAUAUAAUCAGCAGGCGUAUUCGGCGGGUAUCCAUUUUCGGGAGUCCAAUUUGCAGACGGAUUUGGAAAGUUAAACAUGGACGAGUCAGACAAUAUCAAAAAAUUAAAAAAUAAAGAAGUUUCAGAAAUGUACAAAAUAUUUGAAGAAAUAUAUUUGAAAGCACCUCCUAUUUUAAAGGAUCUAUCAAACAAUUCUGUAGAAAUUGAUUAUACAGAAUCCAUACAAGAGCAAAUAGAUUUUAAGAAAAUUGAUACAAAAUUUAAAAAUGGAGAAUACUGUUCUAUUACUGAUGCAAUAAAAGAUAUAAGGACAGUAUUUUUAAAUUGCUAUUCAUUUUAUGGUACUAGAAGUGAUCAUACUAGAAAAUCAUUAGAAAUUGAAGAACUAUUAGAAGACAAAAUCAAUGGUCUUGACAAAAAUUAUAAAUCUCUGGCUAAUGUAAAUCUUACAUUCAAUUUACUAAACAUGGAAAUAAAGCCUAAUUCUAAAUUUAGAUACCCAAAAGAUUGUUAUGAUUCAAUAUUAUUAAGGAGUGUAGCACAUUGUCGGCCCGAACGGUUAAAAAAGUAUCAUAAAAUAUUGUCUACCACUCUUACCACUGAUGAAGAUAAUGCACAUAUUUUAGAAAAAAUAUUAAGUUGGGAAAAUGAAGUUUAUUUCAAUGAUAUAUUCCAUCGAUAUAUUAGCUCAAUGUGGGAGCUACCAGAAAUAGGUAAUUUUGUGGCUAUUUUAUUUAAAAAACUUGAUCUUGAUAUUAUUAACCAAGGAGAAAUUGAAAGAAUGUUUUUAAUGCCUAAAGAAUCUACAACUAUGGGUAAAAUCAUGACAACUCUUUUGAUGCCAGUCAAAAAAUCAAAGUUUGUUGGUCAAGUAAUGCCAUAUAAGGUUUGGUCUGAAAAACUUUCAAGAAAAGUAUCCGAUUGGUGCAAAAUAUACCACGCAAAAAAAAAAAAUAAAGUCAUUGUAAUGAAUUUACUAGGUAUCCAUCCAGAUUUUUGGGCUAUUGUGAAUGAAAAAAAUCCUUUAAUUGAAAAAGACUAUUUUGAACUUUCAUAUUUCAUGAAAGUUUGGCUUGUAAAAGGACUUUGUGAUUAUGUUACUAUUAAAUUUAAAACUAUAAAUGAUAUUGUUACAAAUUGUAAUGAAAGACAAUGUACUAUAUGGAAAAACGAUUUAGAAACCGAAGAAUAUUUCUUUUUUGAUUCAAUGCCAGAUUUAAGGAUUUAUUAUUAUAACAUUCCAUAUGAUGAACCAAGUCUUGAAUUUCUCGAAUCAGUAAAAUCUAAUGAAGAAAUAGAAAAAGUUGAAGAUAAUCCUAUGAAUGAUUUUUCCGGGAGUUUUUGUACAAUUCAAAGAGAAAAACAUUUUAAGUUAAUUGCUGAUUCAGUUGAAGGUCUACGGACUUUUCUUUAUGAAUUGGAUAUGGAGGGAACAUCUGUACCUGAAAAUUUGAUAAGUGCUCUAGAGAAUUUUAUUAUGAAAAUUGAAUCAGAAGAAUGUAAUUUCAUUGUCUUGAACAAUGAUUCUAAAAUAAAAUUAUUUAAGGACUGUGAAUCAUAUCCAGAUAGAAUUCAGAAGGGUAAUGAUAAUAUAUCACUUUGGGAAGAAAAAGAUUCAAAGUCAAUAGCCCAAGCUCAAAAUGAAGAAAUUAUUGUUGAGAAACGUCAAAGAAAAUUAAUCGUUCAGCAAAAUGUUGAUAUAAAUGAAUGUUAUGACUCCGAUGAAUAUGUCAGUGAAAGUGAUAAAACCUUAUCUGAUUUUACUGAUUCUGAAGAUGAAUGGGGUGCUAGGAAUCAGCCAAAAAAUAAAGUUAAGCAACCGCUACAGGCUCCUUCUAAACUUCUUGAACUAGAAAAGCGGUUAUGUGAAGAAGGGAAAAUGCCAAACCACAAUAUGAAAAACCUGUUAGAUACUAAUCAGAAUGAUGAAUAUAUUGAACUUAAUAAUAAAACAUUGUUUUGUUCAAAAAAUAAAAAUAAUGUAUCACUUUUAGUAGAGAAAGAUUCAAAUCCAAUAAUAAAAGCUCAAAAUAAAGAAAUAAUUUCGCAGAAACGCACAAGAAAAUUAGUUGCAAGACAACAUUUUGAAACUGAUAAGUAUUAUGAAUCUGAAGAAUAUUUGAGUGAAAAUGAUGUUAAAUCUAUAUCUGAUUUUUCUGAUUCCGAAGACGAAUGGGGUGCUAUAAACCAGCCUAAAAUUAAAGUCAAACGACCACUGCAAACACCUUCUAAACUUGCAGAAUUAGAAAAGCGUUUAAGGGUAGAAGACAAAGUUCCAAAACGCAGUAAAGUGUUUAAUACUAAUAAGAAAGAUAAAUCUAUGAAAUCAAUUAAAUUACUAAACUCUCAAAAUAAAGUAAAACAAAGUAAUAAUACUAAUAAAAUUGUUAAUGAUCUUAAUAAAAGAUUGGUUAAUUCCAAAAACAUAGUUAAUAUUUGUAGUAAUGAAGAAGUUGUAUUGAUUGAUAGUGAUAAAGAAGAAAACGAAAAACCACCUGAUAGUUUAAAACCAGUAGAAAUUAUAAACCUAGAUGAAGACAUGCAAAAUGAUUGUGAAAUUCUUAAUGAUGAUUUAGAAAUAUCAAUCUCUACCUAUACUGAAAAUAAAAAUAGUAAAACCAAUGAACAUGAUAAUUAUAAACAAAUAGAAUCUGCUGUUAUUUCAAUUGAAGAUGAUGAUCAAAUUAUUAUUAGUGACGAUGAAGAUGAUGUUCAAUUUAUUUCAAUGACAGUAACACACAAGAGUUCUCCAAAAAUUAAAAAACCUUGUAAUUUUAAAACUAAUUUAAAUAAAUCAUACGAUUCUGUCUUUACAAACAAGCAAAGGAUGUCUACUAAUUAUAUUAAAACUCAAGCAACGUCAUCUAUCAUACAAAAGCUUUCACAAAACGUUACUAUUAUGCCAGCAAAUGUUCAUGUACCAAAAGGUAUUGAAGUCACUAUGGUAAAAACACCACAAAAAAAAAUAGAUUCUCAUUUUAAUUCAAUCAAAAGAAGGUCAACUAUAUCAAAUGGUCACUUACCAAAUAACCCUUCAUUAAUUAAUGUUAAAUGUGAAGUUAUUUCAAAGCCAGAUUUAAAUGGUGAAGUUAAGUUUUAUGUUAGAUUACCCAAUGGGAAAGAACAUCCUGGCCCUAAUGAGCUUAUUAAUCAAUACCUUAAACAGCACAAUAACCAAUUACCAGACUAUUGGUUGGUACCUUUACCAGUAGAAGUUGCUAAACAAUAUGGUAUUAACUAAAAGAAAAAACAUUUCUUUAUCUAAAUCCUUAUUCUUAUGAUCUCUUAUACAUUUAUUUUAAGGAUUCUCAACAGUAAAAUUAAAAAUGUUUUAAGUUUUUUUUUAUGAUUUUACCAAACUCAAUUUGACAUUGUUAAUUAUUUAUAAUGUAAGUUGAAUAGUAUAUUUUAAUACAAAAAAAAACUGAUUGAACUUUAUAAUUAUGUAUAAAUAUUUGUGAUGUUUGUUAAAAAAAAUGUGUUUAUUACUA